AUGAUAACUGUCCUCGCGCCGUCGUCCGCAUCACCAGCAUCGUUCACCGUCUUCACCAACAUCCUCGCCCUCAUCCUCGUCACCAUCCUCAUCCCCAUCCUCGUCAAUAUUCUCGUCAACACCCUCGUCAACAUCGUCGUCAACAUCGUCACCAUCCCCUUCUUCACCGUCGUCAACAUCCUCCUCCUGAUCGUCAUGACGCGGGCCCCGCUGCCCGCUGCCUCGGGCAUCCCAUCCCUUGCAUGCUCGGGCAACCCCGCGCUGAUCAUGAGGCUCCCGGCCGGCGAUGCUUGGCGAGGACGGCGAGGAGCGACCUGGGCCGGGGGCCACUGCCUGCACGGCGAGGGCAUCCUACUCGAGAGGGCCGUCGGGCUUUUACGGGAGGGGCAGAGCCCCGUCCUCCUCCUCGCCGUCUUCGUCAUCGACAAGAAAAUCGUCUGGUACGAGUCCCUCCUCCUCCUCGGCUACGCGCUCUACGUCUUGUGGAUGACCAAGAACCGCAAGAUUGCAAAGGCCACGCAAGACACGAUGGGCGGCGGCGACGAGGAGCCGGCCGCCGAGUCGACGGCCGAUCCCGGUCUACUCGCAUCCGCGAAGCAGCUCUUGAGCCGCACCCUCAUGUCGCUCUGGGGCGCCAGCCUUGGACGGCCAACAAGCUCGCGGCGCGAGUGCGAUGCGGAGGACCCACCUUCGCCACCGCCGCAGGCGAUCCAAAGGACCUGGCUUAGGGCCAGCAUGGGUGGAAGCCCCUCGCCGCAGUCCUCACCGUCCUUCCACCCAUGCCCGUCGUCCUUGCCACCAGCCCACAAGGACCAGAGGUCCCUCGCAGGGCCCGCCUCGAAAGUUUCGAGCACCCCUCUUCCGGCCGCCCCGGCAGACGCAAAGCCGCGAAUGUGGCAGCUGCCGAGGGGCAUGAGGGUGGCCUUGAGGGGGCGUGAGUCAUCGGCAGAGGAUGAGGAUCUGCUCGUCUUCGCUGAGCGAGCCGCGUGCUUCGCGCGCGCAGCCCUCACCGCUUCGAAACAACACCUGCUAAUUUACCCGCUCCUCCUCCUCGGCGUGCCGUUCCUGGUGGCGGUCGUCGUGCACUCGCCCGACACUUUCAUCGACAAGGUGGCGGUCGCCGCGCAGGCCGUGCUCAGCGCCAACGGCCUUGCUCUGGCCCUCAGCUCACUCGCCGUUUUGUACGUCGGCGAGCGUGGGGCGGCCGCCGUCAACGCUCGGAUGUCGCAGACAGAGUUGGCUCUGAGCGCCGCGGUUGGGACCUUUGCUGCAUACUACAACGCGACUGCCCUUGCCGGCGUUGCUCCCCCCCAUUCGCGUGUCCCCUUCGUGGGCCUCACUUGCUUGUGGGCGGGCGUGAUGCGAGCCGGAUGCUCUCGAGGACGGUACGCGCUGGUCAUCUCGAACAGGCCAAAGGCGCGGCAGCCGGUGCAGGAGGCGAAGUGGGAUCCGGCGCUCGAGAAUACCAGUCGCUCCUCCAUCUUCCUGCGGCUGCGCAACGCAAAGCUGGCCGCAUACCGUCUCGUCAUCAUCUUCAACAUGACGUGGGCUGGCUUCAGCGUCGUGCUCCUCGCAUGGAGCAUCCAAGCCGCCCUCAUUGUGCUCGGCGCGAGCGCGCAAGACCUCGUGUCGGCGAACGGCAUCGCGGGCAGCAACGCCCCGCUAUGCACCAGCGCCCUCUCCCCCUACGUGUGUGAAAGGCUACUCACGAAGGGUGGCCUCGUCGGCCUAUUCUUCACAAACGGCUUCGUUCGCGUCAACCAUUUCUCGAUUCCGAUCACGGGAACCACAUCUAGCGGCAAGACGCUGCUGUUCGUCACCCCGGUCCUCGCGCACACGCUGACGCUCCUCUGCUCUGUGGCGCUCCUUGUCGCCCUUGCGACGCACGACAGCUUCGCCUCGCGGCAGUCGAAACAGCACCUCAUCGCGCUGCUCGUCGCGCUGCCGUUGCAUGCCUUUCACCUCGCGUUCGGCGCCCUCCGCGCGAUCGACUACGCCGUCGCCAAGCACCGGAGGCUCUCUCGCGGCCCGAUUUGCGUCGAUCUUUGGAGGACAGAAUCACGAUACGGGACCACUGAGCUCAACUCGGCGGAGUCUUCCGUCCACUCACAAGCGUGGUACAGUGCAGGCUCGAGCGCUAACCUCUCGAUGGACGGCUCGAUGCACGGCUCCCUGGAUGGGUGCGUGAAUAUCGGCGGGGUGUCAGCGCCGCCCGUGUCCCACCAGCGGCCUCUGCGCAUCCUCUGCGUCGAUGGCGGCGGCAGCAAGGGCACCGCUGCUGUCGUGCUGCUGGAGGCGCUCGAGCGCGCGUGCGGCCAGCCGCUGCACGAGAUGUUCGACAUCGUCGGUGGCACAUCGAUCGGCUCGGCUCUGACGACAGCGUUGGCGCUGCAGCAGCCAACUUCGAUUAUGAAGCAGAUGAUGGAGCUCCUCUCGUGGCGCGGCCACGCCGUCGCCAACCGUGGCAAGGGCGUCCUCACGCGCGCAUCGAAUUGGCGGCUGCUGCAGUCAGGCGCCCGCAUCGCCACGAAGGACGUUGAGGAGCUGCUCCACUGGUGCUGCAAUCAGGCGUGCGAGAGCAUUGGCAGGAAGGGGAUGGAACCCAUCCAGCCCGCCACCGCGCCCGCGCCCGCGUGGGCGAGCGAGGAGGAGCGCGCGAAGUGGCGCAAUAGCGGCGACCAUGCGCUCGACGGCCGCCAUCAACCAGUCACGCCGUACCUCGCCACAGUCGCCUCCAAGAUGGAAAGGGGAGGGGAGAUCACGCCGUGGGUCAACACGAACUACGCGCGUGACGGCGCGUUUGCGCACUCGGGCGCAAAUGACUGGACCGCCUUUGAGAUCAUCCGGGCGUCGUCUGCAGCGCCCACCUACUUUCCGCCGUUCGUCCGUGCGGACGAGUCCACUUUCGUCGACGGCGGGCUCGUCGCCAACAAUCCCGCGAAGAUCGUGCUUGCGGAGGCGCAAGCACUUUUCCCCGGCCGCCCGAUCGGGUGCUUCGUCUCGAUCGGGUGCGGCAAGGACACCAAGAGCGAGGACGAGAGCGUGGGCACCGACAAGUCGGUGCUCUACUGGGCCAUGAAGAUGAUCUCGAUGCCGACAUCCGUGUACGCGACGCACAAGGAGGUGCAGCAGCAGCUCAAGUACCAUAACCACCCUUCGCUGCCGGAGCCGUGCUACUUCCGCCUCGACCCGACCCAAGACUUCGAUAUGGGCGAGAGCAGGGAGGCGGCCGUGAAGGCGAUGGCGAAGGGGGCGUACGACUAUGCGAUGAAGCAAAAGGAGAAGAAGGUCGACCGCGUUGUCGCCAGCCUGCUCAUGCUCUCGGGAGCGAUCGACGCGGACCCUGUGCUGCUGCAGCGCAUUGCGAGCAAGACAGCGGACCCCGACCGCGUGCAGAGGGCCAUCAGGCACAGCGGAGGGACGCCGGUCCAUCGUCUCCGAGCGCACGACGAGCGGAUGGCGCGCCUCGCGAAAGCACUGGGGCGCGAGGGCUGA
Emiliania huxleyi CCMP1516 is the source of this 3495-nucleotide messenger RNA. RefSeq lists its product as hypothetical. Bases 1 to 3495 code for a protein of 1164 amino acids. Lineage: Eukaryota; Haptophyta; Isochrysidales; Noelaerhabdaceae. Gene Ontology annotation, biological process: fatty acid metabolic process. The record is from RefSeq and is a predicted model, not a curated record. Gene Ontology annotation, molecular function: glycerophospholipase activity. Gene Ontology annotation, cellular component: membrane. The transcript has 8 exons.